AUGGCUUUCGUGCAACCGCGCCUACCACCUUUGCCGGCGGUGUUCCUCAAAUUCCAGGACGACUUCCCGGACUCCUCGCGCGUUCUCCGGCGCUGUGGCAGCUAUCCCGGCUACACGCCCUUCGAGCUCAACUCGAACUCAGGCGACGAAGCUUCCGAGACGACGCUGCUUGGAGGAAGCGCCGAAGAAGACCCGGCUGCGACGUGGCCAGACACCGACGAGGAGGGGCUCCUUGGCGCGCCAUGGGCCAACAGCACCUUGGGUCCGCGAAGCGAGGAGACGUCGGAAGACAACUGCAGUCAGGGUGAAGCCGGAAAGUGCUGCUGCAGCAAGGCGGUCCCUGGUCUCCCGGCCACUGCGAACGGCAUCCCUAUUUCGCACAUAUCGAAGCAAGUUCUGGAAGCCCCCUGCUGCCCUACCUCUCACACGUCGCAGCAAGUGAUGCAAGCCACACGCCCGUCUGUUACCUCGCAAACGUCGACGAACAUGAAGCAAGCCCGGCGUGCUCGCGCGCAAGCCGUGCGAAAGACCCGACGCAUGUUGCCCGCCGUGCCUCCAGAGCAGUUGGCCCAUAUUGUGCGUUCUUCGCCUUCGACGCGGCCACGGAGGCCGUGCGUGCAGCCCGAGAGCCCCAAGAGCCCACCCUAG
Molecule: messenger RNA, 648 nt
Organism: Symbiodinium natans
Lineage: Eukaryota; Dinophyceae; Suessiales; Symbiodiniaceae
Source: the annotation of a GenBank genome assembly